Messenger RNA from Adelges cooleyi (spruce gall adelgid), 2206 nucleotides. RefSeq names its product glucose dehydrogenase [FAD, quinone]-like. The transcript has 3 exons. The coding region runs from base 61 to 1926 and encodes 621 amino acids. NCBI's taxonomy places the organism in Eukaryota, Metazoa, Arthropoda, Insecta, Hemiptera, Adelgidae. Gene Ontology annotation, molecular function: flavin adenine dinucleotide binding; ecdysone oxidase activity. The record is from RefSeq and is a predicted model, not a curated record.
CUUUUGCCGAUCUACAAGUGUCUUUUGUUAAUCCCAACAAAACAACAGGUAUCGACAGCCAUGAUCAAGAUAACUGCCGUUAUCCUGGCCUUGGUGUUUGCUUUUUAUUUAAGCGAGCCUCUACUUCGGAAAUAUUUGCCUUGGCCGAUGUCCCGGGCAAUCGUGUACCCAAAGGACUACGCACCCGAGUUGGAGUACGGUCAGAGCAACGUGCAAUUCGACUUCAUCGUGGUGGGUGCGGGAAGUGCCGGCGCUACGUUGGCCGCCAGACUCAGCGAAGUGGCCGAAUGGAACGUGUUGCUUCUGGAAGCCGGCGGCGAUCCACCAGAAACAGAAGAGGUCCCUCUUUUGUGGGAGACGAUGCUACGGACCGACGUUGACUGGAACUACUCGACGGAACCGGACGAAAAGAUGUUCAAGGGUAUGGAAAACGGACGCGUUUAUGUGCCUAGGGCCCGCAUGGUGGGAGGUAGUUCAUCGUUGAACGUCAUGAUAUACUUAAGGGGCACUAAACGUGAUUUCGAAAGAUGGGUGCAAGCCGGUUGCGACGGAUGGGAUUACGAUACGGUAAUGAAGCAUUUCAAGAAAUCAGAGGACUUUGUCGACAACAUGCGUUUCAACAAAACCAUUCACUCUCGGGGCGGUCCGCUGACCGUAUCGCCUUACGUACCCUCCGACCCGGCCAUCGCAGUGUUCUCAGCCGGUGCGACGGAGCUGGGAAUGAACCACGUGGCGGACUUUAAUCAGAUAGAUCCAGUUUUAGGCUACGGCAUGGCCGACAGCACUACCAGAGACGGUUUGCGGUGCAGCACGCUAAAGGCAUUCCUGUUGCCGGCCAGUGAGCGACCCAACUUGUACGUGGCCAAAAAUACGAGGGCCACCAAAAUAUUGUUCGACGAAAACCGCAGGGCCACUGGCGUGGAGAUCUUGAUGCCAGGCGGCACCAAAAAGGUGGUCAACAGUAGGCUGGAGGUGAUCGUCAGCGCCGGAGUGAUAGGCAGCCCGCAAUUGUUGAUGUUGUCGGGAGUGGGGCCCGCAGAGCACCUACGAGAAAUAGGCAUCGAUUUGGUGGCCGACCUAGGGGUCGGAGCAAACUUCCACGACCACGUCGUGUUUUUAGGUCUAGUGUUUACCGACAGGAAGAACCGUCCUAAAGAAGAGAUACAGGCCGAGAGCACAAAGCGAGCAGCAGAACAUAUGGCACUGACCGCACAAGGCAAAAGCACCCUUGGGCUAUCGGGAAUGCUCACUUUCAUUAACACGAAAAUGGAGCAAACGUACCCCGACGUGGAAAUGAUGAAGAUGCGAUUAUCGUAUAACAUGUUAGACAAGAGCAUGAACGGCAAGAACAUGCUGAGCAACAUGUUCGGGCUGUCGGACGAAGUGGCCGCUCUGUACAAAGAUCUGAACAAGCAGAGCGACUUAGUGUUGAUGAUGCCAAUCUGCAACAAUAUUAUUAGCACCGGUUACGUGCAGCUCAAAAGCACCGACCCGUUGGAACACCCGAAAAUCGUGGCCAAUUUCUUGAAGCACGAGGAAGAACUAGAAACAGUAUUGGGAGCCAUCGAUUUCGUAAUUCAACUAUCGAAAACCGAAGCCGUGAUGAACGCCGGUUUAGUGUUGGAACACUUGAAGUUCCCCAAUUGCGCCGGUCACGAAUGGGCCACACGCGAUUAUUGGUUGUGCAGCAUCGAGCAAGUGGCCACUUCAUUGUAUCACGUGGCCGGCACAAACAAAAUGGGAGCGGUCGAAGACACAACAACAGUAAUCGAUCCUCAAAUGAGAGUGAAAAACGUCACAAGCCUGAGGGUUAUCGACGGUUCUGCCAUACCGCAUUUGGUAGCGUACAACCCAAAUGCGGUCACUAUAAUGAUGGCGGAAAAAGGAGCUGACCUCAUAAAAUCCAGUUACGGUAAAAACGUAUGAACGAUGUAAAACACAAAUUUUUUUAUUUGUCUUUUUUUUAAACUAUUAUAUUUUUAUACUAUUUAUAUAUAACGUUGCCAAACCUGACCCACUGCAAGGUACUUACUGACAUUUGUUUGGAAAUGUAUUUAAAUAAUAUAUUCUUUACCUAUUUUUAAGUUCCCAUACCAUUUUCAUCUUAUAUCGUACAAGAAAUUAAAUUUACACAGCAAAUUAUAAGUUAUGUGCCAAUAAUAAAUACUAAUAUAAAAUUAUUAUGUAAAUGAAUAAUUAACUUUUC